AUGAGUAGAUACUAUUCACUUGAACACAACCCUGAUGUGAUCCCUCCUAAUGAUAGCAUCCACUGUCCUACUUAUUGGUGCGGAAUGCGAGUUGCAUCCUUCAACGAUUAUAUUUCGGUGUCUCAAUUAAGAGGAAUAGGGCUCUUUAGUUCGGUGAUUAAUGUUCGUGUAUCAGACACCGUGAGGAAUCUACAGAAUCAUUUUGGAACUACAGUAGCCAGAACUUACUGUAGACGAUGUGAAAAGAUGAUCGGGUGGAAAAUUAUUGCAGUCCAAGAACCGCAUAUGUAUAUUAUAGAAGGGAGAUUCUGUAUGAGAUUGUACAAGCUUACUUUUUCAAAUUUUGUACCGAUGAUUCGUUCAAUCCAGGAACAAAAUUUCCAGGCUAAUGAGGAAAAUGCAGAUCAAGAUGCAGACACAACUGAUGAAGAUGGAGACUCUGAUGAUCCAGAUUUUAGCACUAAUGAGAAAAAUGCUGAUCAAGAUGCAGACACAACUGAGGGAGAUGGGGACUCUGAUGAUCCAGAUUUCAGCGCUAAUGAGCAAAAUGCUGAUCAAUAUUUAGGUGCUAAUGAGCAAAAUGCUGAUCAAGAUUUAGUCACUAAUGAGCAAAAUGCUGAUCAAGAUGGAGACGCUAAUGAUCAGGUUCCUAAUGAACAAGAAGUGGGCGCUAAUGAGCAAAAUGUUGAUCAAGAUAGAGACUCAGAUGAAGAAUAUGAUUAUGCUAUUUCUACUUACUUGAUGUAUACCCUCGGUGAAAAUGAUGAUCAAGAUGGAGGCACUAAUGAGCAAAAUGUUGAUCAACAUGGAGUCGCUAAUGAGCAAAAUGCUGUUCAACAUGGAGGCGGUAAUGAACAGAAUCAUGAUCAAGAUGGUGGCCCGCCAAUGAAACGAAUGAAGACAUAG
Solanum stenotomum is the source of this 906-nucleotide messenger RNA. RefSeq lists its product as uncharacterized. Lineage: Eukaryota; Viridiplantae; Streptophyta; Magnoliopsida; Solanales; Solanaceae. Bases 1 to 906 code for a protein of 301 amino acids. The transcript is spliced from 7 exons. The record is from RefSeq and is a predicted model, not a curated record.